Messenger RNA from Gorilla gorilla gorilla (western lowland gorilla), 2630 nucleotides. It is a transcript of the gene KCTD8, whose product is annotated as potassium channel tetramerization domain containing 8. The transcript is spliced from 2 exons. Gene Ontology annotation, molecular function: protein binding. The record is from RefSeq and is a predicted model, not a curated record. Bases 324 to 1745 code for a protein of 473 amino acids. Gene Ontology annotation, cellular component: signaling receptor complex. NCBI's taxonomy places the organism in Eukaryota, Metazoa, Chordata, Mammalia, Primates, Hominidae. Gene Ontology annotation, biological process: protein homooligomerization; regulation of G protein-coupled receptor signaling pathway.
GAGCAGCAGCCCUAGAGCCUCUCGCAAGUCUCUCUCACACUUCCCCGCCCUCGCCCCAAAGGAGCAGCAGCUCCUUCUUGCCUCUCCAUUGCCGCCGCCGCACCGGCGGAGCUCCUCUCCCGCGCGUCUCUCCUCCGAUGGAGCUCGGGCGCCGCCGACGCCGCCGCUGCCCCGAACCCUGAGCGGGGCUGCCCCGGUCGGAGGAACGCGCCGCCCAGUCCGAGGGCGCAGAGCGCCCAGGAGCACGCGGAGGGCUGGGGCGCGGGCUCCGGGAACGAGAAAGUGCAGCUCUCUCGGGUCACUGGGCCGGCGGCGGGGGGACUAUGGCUCUGAAGGACACGGGCAGCGGCGGCAGCACCAUCCUGCCCAUUAGCGAGAUGGUUUCCUCGUCUAGCUCGCCCGGCGCGUCGGCUGCCGCCGCCCCGGGGCCCUGCGCACCCUCGCCCUUCCCUGAAGUAGUGGAGCUGAACGUAGGCGGCCAGGUUUAUGUGACCAAGCACUCGACGCUGCUCAGCGUCCCGGACAGCACUUUGGCCAGCAUGUUCUCGCCCUCUAGUCCCCGUGGCGGCGCCCGGCGCCGGGGCGAGCUGCCCAGGGACAGCCGGGCGCGCUUCUUCAUCGACCGGGACGGCUUCCUUUUCAGGUACGUGCUGGAUUAUCUGCGGGACAAGCAACUCGCGCUGCCGGAGCACUUCCCCGAGAAGGAGCGGCUCCUGCGCGAGGCCGAGUAUUUCCAGCUCACCGACUUGGUCAAGCUGCUGUCGCCCAAGGUCACCAAGCAGAACUCUCUCAACGACGAGGGCUGCCAAAGCGACCUGGAGGACAACGUCUCGCAGGGUAGCAGCGACGCGCUGCUGCUGCGCGGGGCGGCGGCCGCCGUGCCCUCGGGCCCGGGAGCGCACGGUGGUGGCGGCGGCGGCAGCGCGCAGGACAAGCGCUCGGGCUUCCUCACGCUGGGCUACCGGGGCUCCUACACCACCGUGCGCGACAACCAGGCCGACGCCAAAUUCCGGCGUGUGGCGCGCAUCAUGGUGUGCGGGCGCAUCGCGCUGGCCAAGGAGGUCUUCGGGGACACGCUCAACGAGAGCCGCGACCCCGACCGGCAGCCGGAGAAGUACACGUCCCGCUUCUACCUCAAGUUCACCUACUUGGAGCAGGCCUUUGAUCGCCUGUCCGAGGCCGGCUUCCACAUGGUGGCGUGUAACUCCUCGGGCACCGCCGCCUUCGUCAACCAGUACCGCGACGACAAGAUCUGGAGCAGCUACACCGAGUACAUUUUCUUCCGACCACCUCAGAAAAUAGUAUCACCUAAACAAGAACAUGAAGAUAGGAAACAUGACAAAGUCACUGAUAAAGGAAGUGAAAGUGGGACUUCCUGUAAUGAGCUCUCCACUUCCAGUUGUGACAGCCAUUCAGAGGCAAGCACUCCCCAGGACAACCCGUCCAGUGCCCAGCAGGCAACAGCUCACCAACCUAACACUUUAACAUUGGAUCGCCCCUCUAAAAAAGCACCUGUGCAAUGGAUACCCCCACCAGACAAACGCAGAAACAGUGAACUCUUUCAGACACUCAUCAGCAAGUCCCGGGAAACAAAUCUGUCCAAAAAGAAAGUCUGUGAGAAGCUAAGUGUGGAAGAAGAAAUGAAAAAGUGUAUUCAGGAUUUUAAAAAAAUCCACAUUCCAGAUUAUUUUCCAGAGCGCAAACGCCAAUGGCAAUCUGAACUGUUGCAGAAGUAUGGGUUAUAGUAAUUAUCACAUUCCUGCAGUAUUUUGAUGACAUUCAAUGUUUACUACAGUGUCACCACCUGACUGAUGUCCUAACAAUGGUCAGUGUGAUUCUUGCUGCUCUUCCUUGUUGUGAACAGUGGAUGUGGGACAGUAUUUUCUUUUAUGUUUUAGUUGUUGUUCUUUUUAGAAACAUGAUUAAAAAGGAAAAAAAAUUAAAUCAAUAAGUGUUAAAUCAAAAUGGAAUAUCUGAUUCAAACCAUUUUACAAGAAUGAAAGUAAAAUGUGCAUGAUCAAGCUUAGUAUCUUGGUUUUUGAACUCUGGUCAACUGGAUAUGUUUGUCAUUUUGUAACUUACCAAAAACAAACCAUCAUAUCAUACCAACUAAAAUGAUAUAUGGAUGAAGCAACAUCAAGUAAAAUUUUAGACGAUGGUUAUAGGACCCAAAUCUAAAGCUGUCUAAAUGUUAAUGCAAUAAAACAAGUAUUAUUUUUGCAUGAAUACAAUGUUACAAAUAAAUCACAAGAAAUAGGGAAGAUCUGUUUGUUGCUUGGAAAGAAAAAAAUUACAAAAAAAGCAAAAAAAAUGUUUUAGACAAAGCCUAUAAAUGUAAGCUGUCUAGGAGAUUGAAUUUUCUUUGUUCCAGAUCUGUGACUUUUUUGUGUAUGUGUAUGGUGUUUAUGUAUAUUAAGAUGGUGUAAAUAUGCCUUAUACUGUUAUUUAUGGCAUCAACAUUCAUUUAUUAAUGCUAGUCAUGAUUAUUACUGUGAAAUGAGUCUUUUACAUCGGGCUGUGAAAAUUGGUAUAAUGAUGCUUUGAAAGAUCCUAUUAUGUUAAUCAAAAUAAUAGAGGGAAAUGGUAAAGAGCUUUAUGUAUUUAUUAAAAAAAGAAAAAAUGUAUUAGAA